Messenger RNA from Olea europaea var. sylvestris, 2122 nucleotides. RefSeq lists its product as uncharacterized. The transcript has 4 exons. Gene Ontology annotation, molecular function: acetylglucosaminyltransferase activity. The record is from RefSeq and is a predicted model, not a curated record. Lineage: Eukaryota; Viridiplantae; Streptophyta; Magnoliopsida; Lamiales; Oleaceae. The coding region runs from base 447 to 1844 and encodes 465 amino acids.
UCAAUAUUAUGCAUAUCUGAAAAGAAGAGAUACUAUAACAGACGAGCUAGCCAACACAAAUUAACAGAAAAGGACUUCAAAGUGAUGGAUCAAAUGACUUGUCAAUCUAGUUCAUUGAUGCUAGCACAUGUUAACCAUAAAUAAUUUACUUUGACUAAGAAAUUGUAAGGAUUCAUAUUUUGUGAACUUUGAAAGGCACAGAGGCAUAUGAUAAUCCGUCGAUCUCGUUCUGUAAUAAAAAGAGUUAAGAUGUUAACGUUUCCCUUCAUAGGUAAUUAAAAAAAGAAAAGGACGACUUUGUUGUAUCCGGGGGCAUAAAUGAUACAAUUGAAAACCUAAGUAGUCUAUCAAGUAAAGGUGAAGGACCACGAUUCUAAUUUUCCCAAAACUAAGAAAUAUUCCUUUAUAGUUCGUAAUCGCAGGUUCCGUCCCUCGAUUCGGUCGAAAUGCCCAUAUUUUCAAGACCCAUCGUCCCUCGAUCACGCAUCAAAAACAGACUCUUGGUCCUCUCCACCCUUCUCUCUCUCACCCUCCUCUUCUACCUCAACAACCGCGGCCCCGCCCUUCCCGCCGCCACCUCCGCGGCUGUCAAUUUCCCUCCUUCUCCUCCUCCUCCACUUUCCGUUCACGACGUCCUCUUCUCCAUUGCUUCCUCAUCCUCCUCACUCCCCCGCCGAAUUCCUUAUAUCCGUCUCUGGUGCGAUCCUAUUUCUGUCCAUAACAACACCUUCAUCUUCCUAGACAGGCCCACAACUGAAGCCACAAAUCCUUCCUCGAUUCCCCCUAUUGUACUCUCCUCCAAGUCCUCCCCCAAUCUCCCAUCCGGUUACCGCAUUGCCCUCAUCGUUAAAGAUGCUGUUACCCUCGACAUCCCAAAUAUUCACUGGUAUGUUUUCGGGGACGAUGACACUGUCUUUUUCACUGAGAAUUUAGUAAGAAUUUUGUCCAAGUACGAUCACAAUCGGUGGUACUACAUUGGCUAUGGCUCUGAGAGCUUUGAACAGAAUGAUAAAUUCUUCUUUAAUAUGGCUUUUGGGGGCGGUGGGUUCGCAAUUAGUGCACCGUUGGCCAGGGUUUUGGCUCGGGUUCUUGACUCUUGUCUUGAUAGGUACCCCCAUUUGUAUGGCAGUGACGCUCGGAUUUUUGCGUGCUUGUCGGAGCUUGGGGUUGGGUUGACCCCUGAACCCGGGUUUCAUCAGGUUGAUGUUCGGGGAAAUCUGUUUGGAUUUCUAGCAGCCCAUCCAUUAUCGCCGCUUCUAUCACUUCAUCAUAUGGAAGCAGUAGAACCAAUCUUUCCUGGUAUGAGCAGGAUUCAAUCUUUGGAACACCUUUUCAAGGCCGUACAAGUUGAUCCAGCUAAGGUUCUACAACAAACUGUUUGCUAUGACCACGCUAACUCAUUAACCAUUUCAAUUGCAUGGGGAUAUGCUGUUCAAAUAUAUGAGGGAAACAAACUUCUUCUGGAUAUCCUCUCACUGCAGAAAAGUUUUAGACCAUGGAGGAGGGGCAAAAAUGUGGAUUCAAGCCACUAUAUGUUCAACACUAGAGAAUUCCCUAGGGAUCCAUGCAAAAGACCUGCUGUUUUCUUCAUGGAUACUGUUGUUUCUGACACGAAUCAGGUCUGGACCAGCUACACCAAACGUGAUGUUGACAGUUGUGUUAGACUGAAAGCCAUCGAGAAACUAAAAGUUAUAAGAGUUUUAUCACCAAAGCUAGAUUUUGACAUUGAGCAGCUGAAGACACCCCGUCGUCAUUGCUGUGAUAUUUCUCCAUCUUUUGAUGAAAAAAUGGUAGUACAAAUUAGGCAAUGUGGGAUGGAUGAACUGGUUACAAUGCGGACAUAGAAAUUUAUCCAGAUCCAAUUCUAAUGAGAUAAGAGAUAGCAGCUGAUUGCUUGGAAACUUGGAACGGACUGUCGAUUCUGUAGUAAGAUCCGCACGCACCACAUUCAAUUUGUACGUCCCAUUUGAGAGUCGGGCUUGUUAUCUUCGUUACAUGUUCACUUUUUGAUAGAUAUUUUUCGGUAUGAUAGACAGUUUAGAUGGUUUGACUGAACAUUCUGCAACCAAUGUACAAUAUUUAUUGUUUUUAAUAAAAAUUGAUCUGUCUUUUGGAUUGUUUA